AUGACAUAUGAUGAGAAUACUAUCAACUAAAUUGAAGAAGUUCUAAUUAGAAUCAUUCUAAUUACUAACACUCUUAGUGCUGUAGGUGCAACUUUGAUGAUACUGACUUAUUUCAAGUAUGGAUUGUUAAAUUAAUAGAUUUAAAGAACUGCAAACAUUUGCAUUUCGAAUAGUAUUCUAUCUUAAUGUAUCAGAUCUAAUUUUGGCAUUGUCAAACAUGUUAUUAGUGAAAAAAGAUUUCAAUAAUGACGACCCUAUAUUAUGCCUAAUUUAAUCGUAUUUGAUUAAUGCAUCCUAAUUAUCAUCAAUAAUGUACACAGUCAAAAUAUAUAAAGAUGGACUGCCAUCAUAGCAUUCAUAUUAUAUCAAUCAUGUAUCAAAAAUCAAAAUGAAUAAUCAUUCAAUAUUUGUGGAUACUUAUUUAUUGGAUUUUGUAUUCCAUUUUCUAUUUCAAUCUAUCCAUUUUUUACUCAUGAUUAUGGAUUUGCUGGUAUUAGUUGUUGGAUCAAAGAAGAUGUAAUUUAUUAUUUGCAACUUUUAGAUUAAGCAUCCUGUCAGAAGCACUAUUGUUAGAUAUAUUAAUUUCUAUAUUCCAUUAAUGUUGAUCAUCCUUUACAAUUCAAGUGUAUACAUAUUCAUUAUCUGUAAAUUAUAUGGAAUAUCACAAUAAUAAACUAAAUUUAUAUAUAAAAUGAUAUCCUAUCCAUUGAUAUUAAUAAUAUGUUGGAUAUUUACAGCAUUCAAUAAAACUUAUGAAGAAAUUUAAGAUUAAUAAUAAAUAUGGUUGUUAUACUUAUCAAAGGCAUUAUCAGGAUUAAUGGGAUUUUUUAAUUAUCUGGGUUAUGGAUUUACUCCUUAAGUAAGGGAUUAAUGUGCUAGAUAUUGUUGUAAAAGAAAUUCAAAAUCUGUUUCAGUUGAAUUGGAAUUAAAAAAUCAAUAAUCUUUAGAUACUAGUCAAAAUACAGAAGAAAUAAAAUCAAGAAAUUCAGUAAAUUCAUAAAGAGAUAGUGUUUAAGGAGAAUUAAGUUUUAUAGCUGAAUUGUAUUGA
Paramecium pentaurelia is the source of this 1048-nucleotide messenger RNA. NCBI's taxonomy places the organism in Eukaryota, Ciliophora, Oligohymenophorea, Peniculida, Parameciidae. The record is from the annotation of a GenBank genome assembly.